AUGAACAUCCCUGAAGAGUUGAACGACGCCAGCGUCGGAUCCCAACUCAGGGCGUGGUAUUCUGUGGAACAGAAUGAUACGUUCGCCGAGUUUGUCGAUUGGCUUGGCGACAAAUAUCAUGAAUGCUCUGAACGUGGGGAAUAUAUUGAUAUUGAGGCCUCUCAGUCUAACACCCCUCGAGAGUUGAACAAAACCAACAUCGGAUCUCAAAUCAAUGCGUGGCUCAACGCCCGUGUGGUACAGAGGAGGGAGAUGUUCCUUCAGUUUGCCACGUGGUUCGCCUCCAUAUAUAAUUUUAAACUCAAAAUCAAAACCCCUCAAGAGUUGAACGAGGUCAACGUCGGGUUCCAAAUCAGCGCAUCUCUCGACGCCCGUGCGGAACAGUAUGAUACGUUCAAUGAGUUUGCCAAUUGGAUCGCCUCCAAAUAUAAUGAAGCCUCUGGACGUGGCAAGAAUAUGGAUGGUGAGGCCCGUGACUAUGGUGAACUGAUUGAGGGCGUUGAGAGAGCAAAAUUACCUAAGCUGGUAGAUCUUGUAUCUGGAAAAGUCAGGGCAGGGGUACUCUCAUCAUACCUAUCAAUUGAAGACGAGAUAGAAGAAGCACCUUGGGCCGAAUCCUGGACAAUUAAUAAAUCACUGGUGAAUUUCAAGGGUCCCCCAUGGCCAGUCUACAUCAACAGCCCUUUGAUGUCAUACAGGCUGGAUGACGAGUCGAAAGGUGACGAUUGGAGACUGAAGCUUUCUUCCGUCACGGAAAGAAUUCCAGAAAUUUGCGAUGUGUCCAACUCCAAGUCUAAUGAAUGGAAUAUCUUUGUUGCCCCUUCCCAAGGCUGGGACUGUAGGUCUAUCAGAGCAAUUCGUCUUACGGUGGUGCAUUUCCACAGGCAACUGGCGUACCUGCUACAGACCCACAUCAUGGAAGAAAGUUUCCGGCCUGGCGUGGUCGGGGGCUUCCCAGAAUAUGACCCGCCGAAGGCCUUUCGCGCAGUUUACCUUCGAGAAUUUCAUAACGACUUCUAUCUAGGAUUCAAUAACCUCCACAGAUACAUGCUAACACUUCGUAUCUUCGACCAUGGUGAUGGUGCCUUUGAAGAAAUUUACCUCUGGACCCAAUUGCUCUCCCGACUUAUGGAGGCAUCUCUGGCGGUUUCCCCAGAGAAGUUGAAAGAGUAUAAGAGAUCUCGCGAAGGACUGAUCCAGUUCCUCCUGGAAAAUUCCAGGUGUUGUGGGUCGGAUGACAUUAUCGAAGCUAUAGCGGAGAUGACUGUCGAGGAAGGGGAGGUUGAGGAAGACUGA
Messenger RNA from Aspergillus sclerotioniger CBS 115572, 1296 nucleotides. RefSeq lists its product as uncharacterized. The record is from RefSeq and is a predicted model, not a curated record. Lineage: Eukaryota; Fungi; Ascomycota; Eurotiomycetes; Eurotiales; Aspergillaceae. The coding region runs from base 1 to 1296 and encodes 431 amino acids. The transcript has 2 exons.